GUGUCCUUAUCAAAACUAUGGUCAAAUGUGAUGCCACUUUUAUUAGCUCCGCAGUCAGCUCAGACCAUAUUACUCAGCUGAACAGCUGGUUGGUUGAUCAAGCUAUCCACGUUCCAACAGGUUGGAUCGAGGCGUGUGUUUCGUGGCUGGUCGAUGAGCACGGAGGCCUCCAUGCGUGUGCCGCGCUCACCAAGCCCGAUUGGUGUCAGCUGAUUUACGAGCAGUGGCUACAUGCAGACUUGCAUCAGCUAAGUUGUCCCGUAUUGCCCACCUCCGAUGGAGCUGGCCAUGAUACUUCAACAGGUAGUGGAUCGACGGUAAUGAAGCUGGACGGUGAACUUUGUUUGCAGGUUGUCGGCCUGUUCAACAUUGGUGAGUCGUACUACAGUCAACUGCGACGGAGCGAGGGGAACCUGAGCGCCGAUCUGCCUUUGUUAGACCAUCCUGAUACUGACGGUGACGGUGAUCGGGACUACACCCGUAUGACACAAGCAUACAGCCAGUAUGGUAACUCUUCCACAGCGUCACAAAACAGGUUCAACCGAUCUUCUACUCCGCCAUGCCACUCACUGUUUCUCACCGAUGGUAUCACACAGAUAAAAGCAGUGGAAUUAGGCACUUUGGUUCGCGGUAAUCGGUCAUUGUUGUCUCACGAUGAACUUUUACGUCGUCUUCGUCCGGGAGUCAAAGUCCGCCUUCGGGGUCCCCUCGUAUUGCGGAAGAAUGUCCUUCUGUUACCUCCUGGUGCAAUCGAGACACUCAAUCAUCCACAGCUUCAGGUGCUCGGUGGAGAGGUUGAUGAGCUACUGCAGGGUGCCUCGGGCAACUUGAUGUACCAGCUUGGUCUGUUGUUGGCUCGCAAGCUAAACAUACCCGUUUCCGAAGGCACCCAGUUACCGUCGUGGUUUCCGAAACUGUCCACCGAGCAUACUUCAGCACCCGUGUCCUCAGAGCCUUCUGCGGCAAUACCUUCUGCUCAAUCGGGGCAACAACCUUUGCUUCCUCCCACCGAGCAACCGUCAUUGCUUCCUCCGUCAUCUCAUACUUCACCGGAGCCAUGGGACCAUGACUCAGACGCGUUACUUAAAGAGGUGGCCGACAAUUUUGAGCAGCAGGCUGUCCGUUCGUUUGCUGUGGCCACCCCAAUGAUUCACGCGUUGGCAGGUAUGGUUCCCAAUAGGCCUGUGGCCGAAGUAGCACCAGUCGGUCAAGUAAAACAUUCGGAUUCCUUUGAUGACUUGUAUAAUUUAUCAGCUGAAGUUGACCCUGACGUAUUGGCCAGCGCAUUUGAUGAUCUGGCGAAUGAGGACAUGAUGAGCAGAGCACAGGCAGCCCGGAAUGAUACACAUUCGUGUUUUGUCUCUGCAUCCUCUUUCGUGGCUAAACGCGACAACGUUGUGGUGGCCACGUCAACUGCGCCUUCUAAACCUUGUGGUAACCAUCCCAAAGUAGGGGGUUUACGCCAAGCUCUUUUAACAGCAACCUCGCUAACUGCUCCGCUAUCUCCGCCUCCAACAGAAAAGUCCGUUUUAUCUGCAGCCGAAAGUGUAGCAGAAACUUUGUCGGGAGCACCAUCCUUACCUGCUCCACCCAGUGCAGCCGCAUCAGCGAAGCACGCGUUACCGGCGGAUUCGGAUGACCUGCUUCCACCACUGGUGAAACGUAAGCCAUGGGUGAACAAAACCAACAUCAAUGAUGGCACCAUCGUGGGAUUUUCGGCAACCAGCUCUUCGAUUUCGAGCACGUCUGGAACAGCCACCUCUACUGUGGAUUAUCGAUUCCAUCCUUUCUGUUAUAUCGAGGACAUGUACAACGAGCUGAUCAAGGACACCUCAAACUCCUUCAUUCCUCGACGGCGUGUGUACACUAUUCGUGGCCUUCUGGUUAGCCUACUAUCCUCCCUGGAGCAUCAUCAGGGCACUCGGUGGACCUUGGCUGCUCGUCUCGCAGACGGCAGCGCAACCGUUGAUGUAGACAUCUCCUCUGAACUCCUGACCGAGUGGAUUGGUCUGACCGCUUCGGAGAGUGAAUCACUUCGACAAAUGAGCCGCGCUGCUAUGGGUGGGUCGAAUCCGAACGCUUUGGCUGUUCAAGAGGCUCAGAGGCAUCGACAUCGUCUUCGUUCAGCACUCAACAGCUUUCAGUAUCGUCUUUCCAAUCUCUCCGGUCUGUUCGAUAUUCGACCGCCGCCGGCAACGUCUCUCAGUGUUCAGGAGUCUGUGGACCCCGAAAAACCGAUUCGUCCAAUAUUAGUGGAUCAUCGUCCGAUGAAUGGAGAAUGGCUACAACAGCUACGCGAACGUGUCCUUUGGAGAAAAGCCACCAUGACGUGAGGUGGACUACUCUGUUGGCACUUACUUGUACACAACAAUACAUCUGUUUCUAUUUAUACAUAUGAUGUAAUAGUCUAACUUGUUUUCUCAG
Dicrocoelium dendriticum is the source of this 2424-nucleotide messenger RNA. NCBI's taxonomy places the organism in Eukaryota, Metazoa, Platyhelminthes, Trematoda, Plagiorchiida, Dicrocoeliidae. The record is from the annotation of a GenBank genome assembly.